AUGGAGAUCGGCACCGAGAUCAGCCGCAAGAUCCGGGGUGCUAUAAAAGGAAAGUUGCAGGAGCUGGGGGCUUAUGUUGAUGAAGAGCUCCCUGAUUAUAUUAUGGUCAUGGUGGCAAAUAAGAAGAGUCAGGAACAGAUGACAGAAGACCUUUCUCUUUUCCUUGGAAACAACACUGUCAGAUUUACAGUCUGGCUCCAUGGUGUUUUGGAUAAACUGCGAUCUGUGACUACUGAACCAGCUAGUGUGAAAUCUUCAGAACCUAGUAUCUUUGAGGGUAACCUUCCUUCCAGCAAAAGCAGCUCAAGUGAUGAAAGGAGGCGUGAAGAGAUCAUACCACCCCUUGCAGUUUCCAGCACUCGAACUGAAAGAAAUGACUCAAGAGUUUCAACUAGCUCACAGGAGCAAAGGAACACUGCUGCACGGCAGUCUUCUGAAGAUGGUUCGGCAUCUCGCUUAACAUCUACAGUCAAGCCUUUGAGGGAAUUGUCACCUUCCGAAGCUGUAAUUGACAUUAAACCUGAACCAGAUGACCUCAUUGAUGAAGACCUGAACUUCAUGCAGGAGAAUCCUUUGUCACGGAAGAAACCUAUUGUAACUGUAACUUAUGGUUCUUCUCGUCCUUCCGCUGAAAUCUACCGACCACCAGCUAGCAGAAGUGCAGAUGGAAAUACACAUGUGCACAGAUUGUCACAACAGGGCAACUUACAGGGGAGUCUGCAGUUAGACAUUCAAAGCUGCAAGUCAUUGGAAGCAGGCCAGCUCUGCGGUCCAGAAGCAUUUAGCAGCUUAGCAGAAAGUUACAGACCCACCUCCAAACUUAGUGCCGAUAAAGUAGGCAGUGAGGAAGAAAGCUCCAGAAAGAGACGAUUGCCUGUUGUAAGCUCAGUAGUCAAAGUGAAAAAGUUCUGUAAUGACGGGGAAGAUGAGGAGGAGGAGGAGGAGGAAGACUAUGGACUGCGAACAGGAAGCAUCUCCAGCAGUGUGUCUGUGCCUGCAAAGCCAGAAAGGAGACCAUCACUGCCACCUUCAAAACAGGCCAAUAAGAAUUUAAUAUUGAAAGCAAUCUCUGAAGCACAGGAAUCAGUCACAAAAACUACCAAUUAUUCCAUUGUUCCACAGAAACAAACUGUUCCAGUUGCACCAAGAACUCGAAUUAGCCCAGAAAAAUCUCCAUUAGAAGUAAUCCAUGUGCAAAACAGAUUGCCUGCACUGAGUUCUCAGUUUCAAGCAGAAGAGCCAAAGGAGCAGACAGUUGAAGGAAUUCAAGGAGCUGAACAAAAGGAGCUCUCUUCUCGGCUCCAGAUUGAUCCUGUGAUGGAAGAUACUUUGCAAGUGACUCAAGAUUACUGUGAUGCAGAAUCUGUGGUCCAUGCAGACACUAGGUCGUUCAUCCUGAAGAAGCCCAAGUUAUCUGAGGAGACAGUGUCGCAGAAUCAGCAAUUGGGAAGGAGGGCUACAGAGGCAAUACGAGUCCUCUCAGGACGUCUAAUACAGACACGAGACCAGAUUGCACAACCGGAGAAACCAUCCAGUCCCAAAUUCAUCGUGACACUGGAUGGUGUGCCUAGUCCACCAGGAUACCUUUCUGAUCAAGAAGAGGAAGAUACGUGUAUGACUGAAGGACUAAAGCCAGUUACCCAAAAUAUGUGUCCCAGCAAAGGAUUAAAAGGCCUUCGAGUACAGCAGAUGCAAAUUGUAACCAGGCAGCUAGAGAGCUGUGAUGUGGAUAUGGACCAGUUAAAUGUCCUGCAAAAGCAGGAGAAGGUGCUUGAGCGCUGCAAGUACUGGCCUGCCUGUAAAAAUGGAGACGAGUGUGUGUACCAUCACCCCACGCUACCUUGCAAAGUUUUUCCUAACUGCAAAUUUGCUGAUAAAUGCUUGUUCAUCCAUCCAAACUGUAAAUACGAUGCAAAGUGCACUAAGCCAGACUGCCCUUACACUCAUGCCAGUCGACGAACUCCCCAUCCGUGUCCUAAACCAGCACCACUACCCACACCAUCUAUACCCUCUAGUAGUCCACUGUGCAAGUUUUUUCCUGCUUGUAAGAAAAUGGAGUGCCCAUUUUACCACCCAAAACAUUGUAGAUUUAAUACCCAGUGUACACGACCAGACUGCACUUUCUACCAUCCAACUAUUGCUGUACCUCCACGCCAUGCCUUGAAAUGGACUCGGACUCAAACCAGUGAAUGAUUGAUACAACUUUGGGACUGAACUUUGCCUCCUUUGGACAGUAGUGGAAAGGACGAUAACCACCAGGAG
This is a messenger RNA of Indicator indicator, 2262 nucleotides long. It is a transcript of the gene ZC3H14, whose product is annotated as zinc finger CCCH-type containing 14. Gene Ontology annotation, cellular component: cytoplasm; nucleus. Gene Ontology annotation, biological process: regulation of mRNA stability. The transcript has 17 exons. Gene Ontology annotation, molecular function: metal ion binding; poly(A) binding. NCBI's taxonomy places the organism in Eukaryota, Metazoa, Chordata, Aves, Piciformes, Indicatoridae. The coding region runs from base 1 to 2193 and encodes 730 amino acids. The record is from RefSeq and is a predicted model, not a curated record.